AUGGCAAAUUCAUUAUCGAAAAAAAUUGAACGCAUAGCAAAUAUAAGUUUAAAUCAAAUAGCAUAUGAACAAUCAACAUAUUUACAUUGGUUCGCUCUUAUUGUCUACCAUCCAUUUGUGCUUGAAUAUCAAUCGAGAAGAAUCAAUAAAUAUUUAAUUGAACAUGAUACACAAGAUUCAAAUUUUGAUGAAGACAAAUCAAAUAAAUGUUUUGCUGAAUUACUUAAUUACUUUUGUGCAAAUAUAUAUCAAGAUGCUAAAAUUAAUUUACUUAAUAAUAUUAAUCAAGAUUUAUUUAUUGAACAAUUAUUACCCUGUUCAAUUGUUGGCUAUGAAGAUUUUAUACGUCUCGAUUGGUUUCGUACAAUCUUAGGAUGGCAACAUCCAGAUUAUGCUUGUUAA
Molecule: messenger RNA, 402 nt
Organism: Rotaria socialis
Lineage: Eukaryota; Metazoa; Rotifera; Eurotatoria; Philodinida; Philodinidae
Source: the annotation of a GenBank genome assembly